AGAAAUUUCAGUAUACUGUGCCACGUGAGGAGAGCGAGUGUACAUCGGAAAGGGAAAAUAAUUUCAUACAACUAUAGCCUUAUCUACAACCAAAGCCAACCGCCGAGAACAAGAAAACGCAUUAACCUUAAACUAUUUCUUAUACUCAUCAGUAUCAGUCACAUCUAAUUUUUAUGGCCACGACUGAUUGAUUAAAACUACCUAUAGAACAAACUGUGAAACUAAAAGAGUCACUCAACAAAUACGUCAUCAUAUUCAUAAUCAAGCUCACUGAACCAGAGAAAUUUCUCCAGAUGGUAUUAAGCUAACAUCAAUGACAACCAUAUUCUGUAAUCUUAGUCUUGGUUCUGGCUUCGACAAGCUUAACGAAUACCAUCUAAGCCGGAGAAUCUUCAAAAGGACUUAUUUGGAUUCGAAAAGUUGUUCAUGCUAUGAUACUCAAAAUCCUCUCCAUAAGACUUGUAAUAGACAAUUGAAAGCAAAGCAACGGAAUCGUUGUUCCCAGUCUUUUGUCAACAAUAAGGAAGAUUAUUACUCCAAAACCAUUCUAGAAGAGGAUAAAGAAGAAAAUAUUUCUAAGGCAACCUUGAUAUGGAGGGCAAUAAAGUUACCAAUAUACUCUGUUGCAUUGGUUCCUCUCACUGUAGGUAGUGCAGCUUCUCUUUUUCAGACGGGCCUAUUUUCAGCUGGUCGUUAUUUUCUUCUUUUUGUUUCCUCCGUUUUUAUUAUUGCAUGGUUAAAUUUAAGCAAUGAUGUUUACGAUUUUGAUACAGGAGCAGAUAAGAACAAAAAAGAGUCAGUUGUGAACCUCGUUGGCAGCCGUACAGGAACCCUUGUAGCUGCCUACUUUUUACUUUCUCUGGGCUUCAUUUUGCUAACCUGGAUAUCCAUUCAGGCAGGAAGUAAACGUGCAAUACUAUUACUCACAUCUGCAAUCACAUGUGGCUAUAUAUAUCAGUGUCCACCGUUCCGAUUAAGUUAUCAAGGACUGGGAGAGCCUUUGUGUUUUGCAGCGUUCGGGCCAUUCGCUACUUCAGCCUUUUACUUGCUUCAGGGCCCUACAAGUGAUAUUAGUCAUCCAUUGAUUCUAUCAUUAUCAUUCCUUGUUGGGAUCACAACAACAUUAAUCCUCUUUUGUAGUCAUUUUCAUCAGAUUGAAGGAGACAAGGCUGUUGGGAAGAUGUCUCCCCUGGUUAGAAUUGGAACCGAAAGAGGUGCAAAGAUAGUCAAACUGGCAACCAUCGCGCUUUAUGUUCUUCCACUUGCUCUUGGCCUGUGUAGAGUUCUUCCUUUUACAUGCAUUCUCCUCUGUGCCCUGACCUUACCCUUAGCAAAAAUAGUGGUUAGCUAUGUUGAAGAAAACCACAAGGACAAUGAGAAGAUUUUCAUGGCAAAGUACUACUGCGUGAGACUUCAUGCGCUAUUUGGGGCUGCAUUGGCUGCUGGACUUGUAUUGGCUAGAAAGGUUCCUAAAAGAUGUAUCCCAUCAAUAUUAUCAGCAUAAAUAAAAGUUUUAAGGGUAAACAUUUUGUCUUCUUACAAUUGAUUUGCAUAUAUAAUAAAAUCUUAAUUUGUACAA
This is a messenger RNA of Cannabis sativa, 1579 nucleotides long. Its product is annotated as 2-carboxy-1,4-naphthoquinone phytyltransferase, chloroplastic. The transcript is spliced from 12 exons. Gene Ontology annotation, biological process: phylloquinone biosynthetic process. NCBI's taxonomy places the organism in Eukaryota, Viridiplantae, Streptophyta, Magnoliopsida, Rosales, Cannabaceae. The coding region runs from base 314 to 1504 and encodes 396 amino acids. Gene Ontology annotation, cellular component: membrane. Gene Ontology annotation, molecular function: prenyltransferase activity. The record is from RefSeq and is a predicted model, not a curated record.